Biomphalaria glabrata is the source of this 1400-nucleotide messenger RNA. Its product is annotated as beta-1,4-galactosyltransferase 4-like. The record is from RefSeq and is a predicted model, not a curated record. Gene Ontology annotation, biological process: carbohydrate metabolic process. The transcript is spliced from 9 exons. The coding region runs from base 153 to 1352 and encodes 399 amino acids. Gene Ontology annotation, molecular function: glycosyltransferase activity. NCBI's taxonomy places the organism in Eukaryota, Metazoa, Mollusca, Gastropoda, Planorbidae.
CGAUGUCUAGUGUUCAUUUCUCCAUGUCCAGGUCACGUCACCAACACAAUGUUCUCAAACGUCUAUAGUUGAUCAGUGUUGAUACAGGUUGACGUCUCCGAUAAAAGUCAUUGAAUGCAGUUACCCAUCCAUCCUAAGUCGGUAGAAUACGUAUGACUACAAAAACUAUGAAGAUCAACAAAUAUCUGAAAAUGACCGCAAAGGUUGUCUUGACUAUAAGCAUUGUCACUCUUACCUUUAAUCUGUUAUUUUCGAGGAACUCGUCUAGUACUUAUUUUCACAGACGUGUAAUUUCAGAGUAUUCAGCACCUUCAAAAAGAUCUGUACACGUUGACCUAGGUAACUCUGGUAACAACGGUAGCUAUGGUAACUCUGGUAACACUGAAAAGAAGGAUGACACACCUUUGGUAACCAGCAGUCUGACCAUGAACACCACAACGAUGGAGUACACACUAGAAACUUGUCUCGAGAAACCCAAACACCUAAUUGGUCUGAGACUUGGGAAUUAUUCUCACGUGACCAAGUCUGAGCUCGUGGACGAGUACAUUGAGAUGGAACCUGGUGGUCAUCUUCGUCCACAAAACUGUAAACCUGGACAGACAGUGGCUAUCAUCAUACCUUACAGAAACCGUUCCAGUCACCUGCAUAUUUUACUACACAAUCUGAUUCCUUUUCUGACAAGGCAAAAUGUUGACGUCACGUUCUUUGUUAUAGAACAGGCAGGUAACUCGACGUUCAACCGUGGCGCCCUGUUCAACGUUGGGUUUCUGGAGGUGGAGAAGUUUCACAGAUUCGACUGCUACAUUCUGCAUGACGUGGACAUUAUUCCCCUCAACGACCACAACCUGUACAGAUGUAGUGAGAACCCUCGACACUUUGCUGUAGCUAUAAACAAACACAAUUACAAACUUCAUUAUGAAAGCUACUUUGGUGGCGUUGUGGGAUUAAUCAGGGAGCAGUAUCUACAAAUAAAUGGACAUUCGAAUUUAUACAUUGGUUGGGGCACAGAGGAUGACGAUCUGUUGAUAAGGGUGCGGAACAAAAACUUGACAAUGGUUCGAUACGACCCCUUGACGGCCCGAUAUGAUAUGAUCCAACACGAUCGGGACGUAGGCAAUGCAGAGAACCCAAUGAGGUUAACUCUUCGAAAAAGUGCAGCUAGAAGACAGGAUGUUGAAGGUCUAAACACAGUGACCAAACACUACCAGGUGCUGGACAUGAAGCUAGAGACACUGUACACCUGGAUCACUGUCUCACUCAACAACAGCGGACUGCUAGAGACGGCUCCAGCUUACACAAUGAGGGACAUAUCAGAAACCAAGGCGCUGCUACAGAAAAAAUCAAAACAAUAAAUAUCCUACUAAACAAGAAAAAAAAAUACAUUUUUUAAUAACUUAAAA